Molecule: messenger RNA, 399 nt
Organism: Naegleria fowleri
Lineage: Eukaryota; Heterolobosea; Eutetramitea; Acrasida; Naegleriidae
Exons: 1
Coding region: 1-399 (132 amino acids)
Source: RefSeq, a predicted model, not a curated record
AUGUCUUCUGCUCCUCAUCAUCACUCAGAAGGAAAUGGUUUAUUAUUUCAUCAGAUUUUGACAGCAUGUAAACAAACUCUAUUUGACAACAAAAAACUCUCUUCCAUGGAGUCAUUGGCUUCAUCCAACAGCAAUACAUUCUCCAUCACGAUCAAUGAACUUUGUGCCAUUUUGGAUUCUUUCACUUUUGAGAUUAACAAACUUAAAGCCAUAUACAUCUUGAAGAGCUACAACCAAUUUGCUGUCAUGACAUGUUCUGGAGUGAGUGAAAUGUUGAAAAAGUCCUUCACCUUUGAUAAUUCAAGAUGUCAAGCAUUGCAAUAUUUGUAUCAGUUGAUUCAUGACAGAGGUCUAAAUUAUGGACAGGUCUUAAAGGCGUUUGACUUUCAUUCCAAUUAA